AUGGAAGUGCCCCACUUCCAACCAGUCUCAACCAAUUGCAGCUAUUUCCACGAUGCAUUAGCCUCCCACAUGGAGUUUAUGUCGAUCAUUCAGCCACAGAACCUCGAAGUCUUGACAAAGUUUCGCGACAGAUGUAUCGCCGAUAUCGUUGCCGUGAAUAAUUUAUUUCCGUACAUACACUCCGAAGCUGUACAAACAUGUUUGGCCGGAUGGAUGGCAACCGUGUGUAUCACAGACGACAUUCUGGAACGAAUGUCCCCGGAGAGCGCUUUGAAAACACUGGAGGAAUCCAUUUGGACAUUGCGAGAAUCGGGAUUUCCCAGUAUGAUCUCACCAACCCAAUUGAAAAAUUUAGGGUAUAUUGAUUUUCAUGAUACAGAAUCUCGUCAGAUCGGAGUGCCAUUCAUCUUCACGGCGUUCUAUAAUCAUGCUAAAACACACCUGAACUCUACUCAGAUCCUCCGCAAGCUAGUUGACGACAUUUGCGAAAUGUGUGAAGGUCAGCGCGAUGAAGUCUUUUUUCGUCAGGGUAGACUGCACCACGACAUGGACGUCUAUAUGGGUAUCCGCAAAAGAACGAUGGGUGUCCUCCCUUCUUUCACGAUAAUGAGCGUUCUGACGAUCAACACGGAGACAGAGUGUGUUGCUACACUCAAAGAUCUUGGUGACAUGGUUUGCCAAGCGGUAGGGCUUCAGAAUGAUAUUGCAGGGCUCGAUAAAGAUAUACGAGACGGGGAGAUUAUGAACUCUGUCCUGGUGUUAGCCAGAGAGCAAAUCAGCCAAAUCGCGGACCAAGAAUCCAUCGUACUACACGAUGUCACAAGAAAGGUUUGUGACGAUCACAACCGUUAUGUUUUGGCGGCAGUCGAGGCCUGGGAGCGGCUUGAAGCAUGUACUGGAAAGAACUACACUCAAAGUUUGCUUGGAAUCAUUAUUCUAGAAUUUGCUGAGACUCAUCUGAAAUGGUGUCUCUCUUCAAAGAGGUAUCACGUCAGGUGA
Molecule: messenger RNA, 999 nt
Organism: Penicillium nucicola
Lineage: Eukaryota; Fungi; Ascomycota; Eurotiomycetes; Eurotiales; Aspergillaceae
Product: terpene synthase family protein
Exons: 1
Coding region: 1-999 (332 amino acids)
Source: RefSeq, a predicted model, not a curated record